Molecule: messenger RNA, 2052 nt
Organism: Macroventuria anomochaeta
Lineage: Eukaryota; Fungi; Ascomycota; Dothideomycetes; Pleosporales; Didymellaceae
Exons: 2
Coding region: 8-1918 (636 amino acids)
Biological process (GO): transcription by RNA polymerase III
Cellular component (GO): RNA polymerase III complex
Molecular function (GO): DNA binding
Source: RefSeq, a predicted model, not a curated record
GCCAUCAAUGCCACCGAAACCACGAGGAAGAGGAAGCACACGUGCGCGCGCAGGUGGGAGGGGAGGGGCUGCUGCAGGCCGGGCUACAGGCAGCACCAGCGAAGCCACCGAGACCACAACCCCACAGACGUUCGAUACCCCAGCAGCAAGUGAAGCAGCAGAGGUUAUAGUACCCAAGGAAGAGGGCGAUGCCGAUGCGAAACCACCGACAACCGUAGAGAACGAAUCCACGCCAAAUGAUACCUCCUCUGCAGCUGCAACCCCACAAGAUGGCGCCGAAGCCUCAACUCGUCCUCCCGUGCAGCGCCUCGGUGGACUGAAGAGCGCAGAGCCGUCUUCAAGAUCUGCGUCACCCUCCGUCAAGCGCGGCACUACGAAAACAGGCAAGAAGGCGAUGCCCAAACCCAUGUUUACUGGUCGUCGAAGCAAGGAAGAGCGAGCAGCGCUCGAGAAGGAACAACUUGAACGCGAGAAGAUCAGGAACAGAGAUCAAGAGAAGGAGGCUGCUUUCCAGGCCAGGAGGAAGGAGAGAGAAGCGGCGAAGGAGGCCAGUAGGGCUACCAGGGGACGUGGUGGCUAUAGUGGUGCAAUGAGCGGGCCGUUCUCGCUUGGUAGCUCGAAAGAGGAUCGGAAAGCGAACCACCGGAACUUCUCAGGAUUCGGCGCUGGAUCAGGAUCCCGAGCGGUGCGCGUCAAGAAUGAGGGCGACGAGAGCGGCCCAAGCAGAUCAGGCGGGUACGGUGGAGGCGGUGGAGGCGGCGGUGGUGCCAGCUCAUCAAUCAAGAGAGAAGAUGGUGGCGUUGUCGAGUCCUCUGAGGAUGAAGACGACCAGGAGUUCCCUCGGAGAGACAUCGACCUCAUCGAGAUCUCUGACGACGAAGACGGUGUAGAUGGCAACGAACGACCCUCAAGAUCCGUGCUACCUAUACGAAUCACACGGAAAGAACAUCAGGAGAAGGCUUUCGCACUUAAUACAGACGCUAGCGCCGAGACAGCACCCAAAGACACAGCAGAGGCCACCGGGACAACUGGUCGCAAGUCUACGGGUGAGCGAUCUGGCCAAUCAUCACGUAAGGGCAAGGGCAAGGCGAGCGACGUGGAAAUUACAGGCGUGCGCAAACCUUUCAAGGGCGUGUGGCAGGACACCGACGACUCAGACGUUCAAGUCAAGACCGAACCCACCAGUGAUGGCGAGCAAAUGCCGGAUGCAGAACAAGUCGGCUUAGACGCCGACCAGACAGAAGCACCACAAAAAGAAGAACCCCAAUCGCCGAUCACGGAACGAAAGGCCAAAGGUCGUGCCAAGAGCAUAGCAGAGCCCGUCCUCCAAACAGAUGAAGACCGCGCAGAAUGGUCCCGCUUCCUGGACAACCGCAAACACAUCCGCGCCGAAUUGGGUCCUGACGAAACGCCUGCUGUCGACGCAGCAGGUGACACAACUAUGGCAGAUGGCGCAGCCCCAGCACCGAAAACUACGGUGCGAGACAACAACGUGUAUCUCUUCCAGAUCCCACCCCUCAUGCCAGAACUCCUCGAACCGGGCGUCAAGAAGGAGACUUCAGAUGUCGCGGAAGCAUCAGUACCCGCAACAUCUGUCAAGAGAGAAGCAGUCAAAGUCAAGGUCGAAGAAGGCUUCUCUGAUCCCGCAGCCAAACCUGCACAAGGCCCACGGUUUGCAAGUGGAUUGGUAGGUAAGCUAAGGGUGAGGCAGUCGGGGCGCACGACGCUGGAUUGGGGAGGCACAAGUUACGAGCUUGCGCCGGGCAACAAAGCGAGUUUCUUGCAGGAGGUGGUGAGUAUACACGUCGUACCUGAGAAGGAUCGUGUGGUUCCUGAAGAUGCGGGUGAGGCUGUUUCGUUUGGACGAGUCAAAGGCAAGUUUGUCGUUACGCCUGACUGGGGGGAGAUGCUUGGAUGAAAAUAAAGCAUUCACAAGGAUCGUUGGACAGCAUGGAUCAGGCGUUUGGUGCUGCACUUACUGGCGCUAAGACAGGAAUCAGGUAGGGCAGAAUGUCGCCUAGGUGCCCAAAGAUCAAUCUUGACGCUCAUGAC